GUUUGUUUGGGGACUUCUCUCCUUUGAAACCCUUUUGUUUCGUAAGCUUUUCUUCUCGAUCUUCUUCCCCAAUUCGCUCUUAUUUGGUGAGCUUCUUAAGAUCCCUCGUUUCUGGUUUCUUUCGCUCAUCGUUUCUUUCAGAGUUUCAAACCCCUCGAUUCAAGUUACCUGAAUACGUCUUGGAUCUGCAAACUUCCGUUUGAAUUUCGAGACAUCUGUGGUUGAGGCGGAAGAUUUGGGUCGGCGGAGGAUGAGUGCGAAGAAAGUGGAAGGUACGUCGGCUCCGGCGAAUCGACGGGAUCCGUACGAGGUUCUUUGUGUAUCAAAGGACGCAAACGAUCAGGAAAUCAAAUCCGCUUAUAGAAAAUUAGCUCUCAAGUAUCAUCCGGAUAAGAAUGCGAAUAAUCCCGAUGCUUCUGAACUUUUUAAGGAGGUUGCAUUUUCGUAUAGCAUUUUGUCUGACCCAGAAAAGAGAAGACACUAUGACAAUGCAGGGUUUGAGGCCCUUGAUGCUGAUGGAAUGGACAUGGAAAUUGACUUGUCAAACCUUGGGACUGUAAAUACCAUGUUUGCAGCAUUGUUCAGUAAACUAGGUGUGCCUAUCAAAACUACUGUAUCUGCCAAUGUUCUUGAAGAGGCUAUGAAUGGAACUGUUACAGUUAGACCCCUUCCUAUUGGAACGUCAGUUAGUGGAAAGGUUGAGAAGCAAUGCGCUCAUUUUUUUGGAGUUACAAUAAGUGAGCAACAAGCUGAAUCAGGGGUCGUAGUUAGAGUAACUUCAACAGCACAAAGUAAAUUUAAGUUACUUUAUUUUGAGCAAGAUUCAAGUGGCGGCUAUGGACUGGCACUGCAGGAAGAGAGUGAGAAAACAGGCAAGGUGACAUCAGCUGGCAUGUAUUUCUUACAUUUUCAAGUGUACAGAAUGGAUUCGACUGUCAAUGCGUUAGCUGCAGCCAAAGACCCUGAAUCUGCUUUCUUCAAGCGACUGGAAGGUCUUCAACCUUGUGAGGUUUCGGAACUGAAAGCUGGCACACAUAUAUUUGCAGUUUAUGGUGAUAACUUCUUUAAGACUGCAUCCUACACGAUUGAGGCACUCUGUGCCAAGACAUAUGAGGACACAACAGAGAAGUUGAAGGAGAUUGAAGCUCAAAUCUUAAGAAAGAGAAAUGAGUUGCGGCAGUUUGAAACAGAGUACCGAAAAGCAUUGGCGCGGUUUCAAGAAGUUACCACCAGAUACACACAGGAGAAACAAACUGUUGAUGAACUGCUAAAGCAACGGGAUACAAUCCAUUCGACCUUCUCUGUUGUGAAGACACCAAGCAGCAACAACUUGAGCAAUGGAAGUAGUAGCAAAACUCAUGGAGAGGAAUCGAAAGGUGGCGAUGGGGAUAGUCCAGGAGAAGAAGGCGGAACAGAGAGUAAAGACAAAGCAAAGAGGAAAUGGUUCAACUUGAACCUAAAAGGAUCUGAUAAGAAGCUUGGUUGACCCAGAAGGCUGAUUUGUUGUGAGUCAUUUGGUAUUUUGUUCAUUCGUUAGACAGAAGUGAUUCAGUGAUUGUUCAUCACUGAGUCGCUCUAUGUAGGCAUAUAUAUAUUCAUGGGAAUGGUUUGAGAUAUUGGGCGAGAGAGAGAUGCAAAAAGCUCUCUUUGAAUGGGAAGUGUUUUGAUUUUGUAUGAAUAUGCUUUCAUCAAUUCAUUGUUUGUUAUAUUUAUUAUAUAAAACAGAAUUCUCAUUGUCACGGUGGGUUGAUGAUA
Messenger RNA from Capsella rubella, 1755 nucleotides. Its product is annotated as chaperone protein dnaJ 15. The record is from RefSeq and is a predicted model, not a curated record. Bases 251 to 1486 code for a protein of 411 amino acids. Lineage: Eukaryota; Viridiplantae; Streptophyta; Magnoliopsida; Brassicales; Brassicaceae. The transcript has 11 exons.